Fusarium musae is the source of this 600-nucleotide messenger RNA. RefSeq lists its product as uncharacterized. The transcript has 3 exons. Bases 1 to 600 code for a protein of 199 amino acids. The record is from RefSeq and is a predicted model, not a curated record. NCBI's taxonomy places the organism in Eukaryota, Fungi, Ascomycota, Sordariomycetes, Hypocreales, Nectriaceae.
AUGGCCCAGCAGUAUUCUCAAGGACCUAAUGUCCAGAACCAGGAAUGGCAGAACAACCUCUGCAAUUGCUCGCCCUGCGACUCUUGCCUGCUCGGCACUUUCUGCCCCUGCAUCCUCUUGGGUAAAACGGCCGAUCGUAUGAGAGAUCCUACUAUGCAGACUGCCGAUACCUGCAACAGCGAUGCUCUUAUAUUCUGCGCCAUCAACUGCGUGACUGGCUGUGGUUGGAUUUACUCCAUGAUGAAGCGUGGUGAGAUCCGGGAGCGAUUCGGCAUCAAGGGCAGUGGCAUGAACGAUUGCUGCGUCAGUUACUGGUGCCUCUGCUGUGCUCUUAUCCAGCAGGACAACGAAGUCAAGUCUCGUCUCUCCCAGGGACCUAUCACGCAGGGCUACCAAGCUCAGAAGGAGGGUAUGCACAUGCCAGCAUCUCCUGCUGCUCAGCAGCAGCAGCAGCAAUAUCAUGAUCAGAAGCCCAACCCUCAGCAGCAGGCCUCUCAGCCCGAUUAUCAACUUCCUCAGCACGGUUACCAGUCUCCCCAGCCUCAGGGAUCCUACCCUCCACCUCAGCAGACUUACAACCCUCAGCAGCCCCAGUAUUAG